AUGCUGUCACGUCCGCUCCUCCCCUGUGGGAAGCGCAAGCUUUACAACGCGUUUGGACCACCUGCAAUCAAGUCCUCGUACAAGAGCGGGAUUUGCCCUCCGCUCCAUGUCCGUGCUUUUUCACAGUCCGCGUUCGUGAGACGGGAGGAUGGCGCAAAGAAGGCCGUGCAAGCAACGAAGUUUGCCGAAGCACCUCCAAGCCGGACUGACAACACCGAAGUCACCAAACCAGAGUCCCUGCAACAAAAUGAAACUCUCAAAGCCGAACCAGAGUCUUCCAAGAAAGGAGCUCUCCUCUCGGAAAAAGUAGUGUCCAACAGGGAACAACGCAAAGUUGAUCUGGCUAUCAUGAGGGAAAUGGUCCAGUAUCUGUGGCCCAAGGGAGACUGGGGGACCAAGUUACGAGUCGGUACGGCACUGAGCCUUUUGGUUGGGGCCAAGAUCCUCAACGUCAAUGUUCCCUUCUAUUUCAAAAAUAUUGUGGACUCCAUGAAUAUCGAUUUUCUGGCUGUGGGCGGCACUGCAUGGACAGUGGCAGGCUCGAUGAUAGUGGCAUAUGGAGCGACUCGCAUCGGCGCCACGUUGUUUCAGGAGCUACGAAAUGCUGUCUUUGCCAGUGUGGCUCAGAAGGCCAUCCGGAAGGUGGCAUGCAACGUCUUUCAGCAUCUUUUGCGAUUGGACCUGAAUUUUCACCUAUCGAGACAGACCGGUGGAUUAACAAGAGCCCUGGAUCGCGGGACAAAGGGAAUUAGCUUUCUGUUGACGUCCAUGUUGUUCCACAUUUUCCCGACUGUACUGGAGAUUUCCUUGGUUUGUGGCAUCUUAACGUAUCAGUACGGAGCCCAGUUCGCCGCGAUCACAGCAGCGACGAUGGUCGCAUAUUCGGCCUUUACCAUUACUACGACCUCAUGGAGAACAAAAUUCCGCAAGCAAGCCAACGCCGCUGACAACCAGGGAGCUACGGUGGCCGUUGAUACGCUGAUCAACUACGAGGCGGUCAAAUACUUCAACAAUGAGAAAUUCGAGGUCAACAGAUACGAUGCCGCUUUGAAAAAGUACGAGGAUGCCUCCAUCAAGGUCACCACGUCGUUGGCAUUUUUAAACACCGGCCAGAACGUGAUCUUCUCCAGCGCCCUGGCAGCCAUGAUGUACAUGGCGGCGAAUGGGGUGGCGAGUGGCUCAUUGACGGUGGGAGAUUUAGUCAUGGUCAAUCAACUUGUCUUUCAGUUGUCAGUGCCGCUGAACUUCUUGGGUUCGGUCUAUCGAGAACUUCGACAGUCCCUCCUCGAUAUGGAGACGUUGUUCAACUUGCAAAAAGUCAACGUGACCGUCAAAGAGGUUGCGAAUCCGAGGCCGUUGGCUUUGACCAAAGGCGGCGAGAUCAAGUUUGAAAAUGUCACAUUCGGCUACCACGCUGACCGUUUGAUCCUCCGAAAUCUGAGCAUGACGAUACCUGCGGGUAAGAAGGUCGCCAUCGUCGGUCCCAGUGGAUGCGGGAAAUCGACUAUUCUUCGACUGCUCUUCCGAUUCUAUGAUGCUGACUCUGGGAAGAUCCUCAUUGACGGACAAAACAUUAGGGACGUGAGCCUUGACAGCUUGCGACGGAGUAUCGGUGUGGUCCCGCAAGAUACACCGCUAUUCAACAACACGAUCGAGCACAACAUCAGGUAUGGCAAUGUCGAUGCAUCCUUGGAUGAAGUCAAGAGUGCGGCGAAGCGAGCGCACAUCUACGAUCUCAUUGAGCGCCUGCCGGCUGGAUGGAAUACCAUGGUCGGCGAACGGGGCAUGAUGAUCUCGGGCGGGGAGAAGCAGCGGCUUGCUGUGGCGCGACUGAUUCUCAAAGAUCCCCCUCUUCUGUUCUUCGACGAAGCAACGUCGGCGCUCGAUACUUAUACAGAGCAGACGCUGUUACAGAAUAUCAACAGUAUUUUGAAAGAAAAGGCCCGGACUAGCGUCUUUGUGGCGCAUCGACUCCGCACCAUCUUUGACAGCGACAUCAUCUUCGUCCUCAAGGAGGGCCAAGUGGUUGAACAAGGUACCCACGCCGAGCUGUUGGCGCGCCACGGGCUUUAUGCCGAUCUCUGGGCAGCCCAGGAGGUUUCAAUCGGGCAAGAUAUGACUCUUGAACGAUCGCUGGAAGAACAGCGUCAGAUGGACGAAAAGGAGACCCGAUCUUGA
Messenger RNA from Fonsecaea erecta, 2178 nucleotides. RefSeq names its product iron-sulfur clusters transporter atm1, mitochondrial. Gene Ontology annotation, cellular component: mitochondrial inner membrane. Gene Ontology annotation, biological process: transmembrane transport; intracellular iron ion homeostasis. The transcript has a single exon. Lineage: Eukaryota; Fungi; Ascomycota; Eurotiomycetes; Chaetothyriales; Herpotrichiellaceae. Gene Ontology annotation, molecular function: ABC-type transporter activity; ATP binding; ATP hydrolysis activity. The record is from RefSeq and is a predicted model, not a curated record. The coding region runs from base 1 to 2178 and encodes 725 amino acids.